UAAAAAACAUUUCCGUUUCCGGUCUUUUUGAAUUAUUACCGGAUGUGUUGGUGAAACGCGUGAACUGUAAUAUAAUGUAAUCUGCUUUUUAAAUGCAGUUGCAUUGUUUAUUGUGAUUUAUUGUAAGACUGUAAUUUUAACACCUUAUCGUGUCCGAGAACUUUUCACUUUGUCUCCAUGCUCACAUUCGGACCAUUGGUUAGCUAAUGCUCAUGCUAAAACGAGGCUCCGGUCAAUAAUCUAUUACCCUGAGCAUGGCACGGUGAACAUCGCCUUUAGUAAGCUGUCCCAGGUAAACUGUGAGGUAAGACUCAUUACUCGGCUGUUCUGAAUAGUGGUACUGAAAAAGAUAAGUGUUUGCUACGUUGUUUAACACGAAACGGCCCAGCUAUCUGCAUACAAUUACCUGGGUAGUUAGCCAGCUACUUACUUAAGCGUUUACCUAACGUUCAAGUCAUAAAAUGUUCACAGCAUGAGCAGAGGAAUACACUGCAGUCCAGUCGAGCAGUCAAACUCUGUUAUAGCUUCACCUAACUUGCUUAAGUUCGUAUUACUAAACCUGUAGCGGUUGUUAACAUUAUUAAAGCGACUUUUUGGGCAUCUGGCAAGAGAACCGUGAUAUGAAGAUUUAAUUGUUCUUGUGGAAUAGACCAGUUUUUAAGACUACUUUUCAGUGAUGGAGAAGCUAGGAGAGGAAGACACCAGUGCUGGACAAGCAGGAAGUGAAUGUGAGCCUCUAAAAAGUCUGGAUGAUCCUCCCGUGGACUGGUUUGAGCCUCUGGAGGAGGACUGGGAGGACGACGACGAUGCUCAGAGCUGGGAUAUAGAUGGGGCCAGAGAUGCUGAGAUGGAAAGUCUGGCUGGAGAGAGUGAGAGAAGCGGCAGUGUAGCUGGAAGCGAGAGAAACUACAGAAGAAGAGGUGGAGGUGGUGCUGUGGGGAAAAGGAAAAGGAAGUGGCGAUUUGGCUCUGAUGAUGGCUGGGAAGAUUGUGCUGUUCUGGGAGAGGGCUGGAAACGCAAAGUUGUUCUUCGCCGUUCUGGUCUGAGUGUGGGACAGAGAGAUGUCUACUACUUAAGCCCCAAAGGUGAAAGAGUGAGAAGUAAGAUCGAACUGCUCAAAUAUAUUGGGAAUAUUGUGGACCUUACCAACUUUGACUUCAAAACAGGGAGGUUUCUUGAUGAACCUUCAAAAAAAGGAAUGAAGAAGAGGAAGAUGGACCACUCUUCCCCAGCUGACUGUGGAUUCUCCUCGGAAUCCAGCUUUCACAAUGAGGCAGCAGAGGCUUAUGACAGGACCUAUAGCCCAGGCCCUACAUAUAGCCUCAGUCACUUUGCUCAGCAGAGCCUAAGUCCUUCCUCUAGUCAGAAUGAUGUUUCCAGUGUUCCUAGUCUUGGCACAGCUAAUGAGAACCCCAAUCAGCCUCUCUCAAUCCAACCAGCAGCCUCUACAAGGCAGAAUGUGCCUUCUAAAGCAGGAUUUUUUUCACAGACUUUAAAAGUGCCUGCUAACUUGGAGGAUGGACCUGCCUAUAUUCCAUCUAACUCCUGUCUUGGUAUGGAUAACAAGAAGCGAUACAUGGUUCAGGAUGUACUGGCAGUCAUCCUGGGAGAUGACAGUGAAUUUGAGGGCUGUGAAGGUAGCUCAGAUGAAGAUGCUGAAGACCCUGAUUUCACUCCCAGUAACAAAGACAUGGAGGAUGAUGAGUCUGUUGAUACAGACUGUAGUGAAUCCUGUGAUUUAGAUGAAGUCCCUCAGGCAGAUAUGAACCAAGGGCAGCAAAAUACAACUGCCCAACAAAACAAAAUGUUUUCUUGGAGAAAGAAACCUUUUGAAGCCCCUGAGUGCACAUUCAAAGGGCCGAGUGUCACCCCCCCAGACAAUCUUCAUACUCCCCUGGGGUAUUUCAGGAAGUUCAUCACAGCAGAAAUGCUUGAGUUACUAAAGGAGCAAACAAAUUUGUAUAGUGUACAAAAAUCUGCACAUCACAGCAAUGUUGACACCACUGUUAAGGAGCUAGAAAUAUUAAUUGGCCUCUACCUGCGCAUGGGUCUUUGCCAACUGCCAGGAAAUCGUGCUUACUGGGAAACUGACACAAGGUGUGCCAUGGUGGCUGAUAACAUGUCACGUAACCGUUUUCAGACCCUGCUGGCAUCUCUACACUUCACUGAUAACACUGAUUUGUCAAACAGGCAAGUAGAGGAUAAGUGCUGGAAGAUCCGUCCAUGGCUUGAUAUGUUUCGCAAACAAUGCCUAGAGAUUACCCCAGAGGAGUACAACUCUGUUGAUGAGCAAAUGGUGUCUUUCACAGGGACUCACAGCCCAAUUAGGCAGUAUGUCAAGGGCAAGCCCCACCCAUGGGGAUUGAAAAUUUGGGGCCGCUGCACUUCCUCUGGAAUCCUCUGUGAUUUUGCAGUCUGUGAAGUUGGCACUGGGAAAAAAACCUUGCUUGGCAUAGGAGGUGACAUUGUGGUCAAGCUGUGUGAAACUCUCCCACCAAACCAAAACUACAAAGUAUUUGCAGACAACUUUUUUUCUUCAGCACCACUGGUGCUUGAGCUUCUUCAGCGACAGAUCUACUUUGUAGGAACACUCCGCAGCAAUCGCUUGGCUGGUUGUCAGCUUGAAGAUGAGAAAAGUCUUGCCAAGAGAGGUAGAGGAUCUGUUGAUGCCAGGGUGGAGAAAGAGGAACGCAUGACCAUUGUCAAGUGGUACGACAACAGAUCUGUUACCCUGAUCUCAUCCUACUGUGCAGUUGAACCUCAAGACAAAGCUCGACGCUGGAGCAAAUCAAACAAAGCAUUUGUGGAAGUUAACAGGCCACACAUUGUGAAGGAGUACAACACGUUCAUGGGGGGGGUUGACCUCCAAGAUGCACGCGUUGCAAGGUACAAGUACCACAUGAGGUCACGGAGGUGGUACCUCUACCUGUUCUGGCAAACCAUAAUGCUCGCCAUUGUCAAUGCAUGGCUGAUCUACUGCCGUGACUGUAAACUACUUGGUGUCCACAAGCCACUGAAACAAAGGAGCUUCCAGGCUGAGGUUGCAACUAGCCUUAUUCUCCUGCAUUCACAAAGGGGCCGCCCAUCACUCAACACCACAACUCCACGAUCACCUCCCAAGAGAGUUUGUGUUGGAGUUCCAGAUGAUGUUCGUACGGACCAGGUUGCACACUGGCCUGUGAAAUAUGACAAGCGUGGUCGUUGCAAAUUCUGCAAAAUCAAUGCAACUUCCACCCUCUGUGAGAAAUGCAAUGUGCGUCUUUGUUUCACAGAGGAAAGAAAUUGCUUCAAAUUUUUCCAUUUGGCCUAGGUUAUUGCCACAUAAACAAGUUUUGUUCCUACACUCUUCUGAGAUAUGUGUUCUAUCAAGUUUGCUACAUAACUCUGUUGGUCAGGUUUGUACAGCUACAGUAACUUGUUGAAAAUCCCUCCAAUAUGAGGCAGUUUUAUUUAUUUUUAUUCAGUUAGCACAUUUUUUGUUUUGUAAAACAAAUCUGAGAAAAUUAUUUUGUUGUUAACCCUCAGAGGUAAACUUAGUAAUGAUAUUGUGGAAAUGCAAAUAAAAAGGCAAAAAACACUGUCAGGCUGAUUUAUUUUCAGAUAAGGAAUAAAUUUACCAUUAACACCCAAAGUGACAGAUGUCAAAUUACAGAUUUUUGACAGUAGGGGGCAGUAUUUUUGAAAAAAAAAUUCAAACGUCUUCUAUUUACUCUGUUUUGUCUGCCAAUUUUUUUCUUGAAGGAGAAAUGGUUCCAGCUGCUUAACGCCCAUUGUGACAUAUAUGUAACAUUACAGAUCUCUGUCAGCAGGGGGUGGUAAAAAAAAAUUCAGAAAUGUGUUAUUUGGCAUCUAUUUAGUCUACCUAUUUGUGUUAUGUCCCCCAUAAUUUUGCUUGAAGGAGAAAGGGGUCUGGGUUCUUAUGGGUUAAGCAUCAGUCAUAAAUUAUUGACAAUGUGUGUGCAUGUGUAAAAAUAGUACAGGUUUAAAGCAAUUGGAAUUACCCCUAGCUCUUUUAUAAUAGUCAAGUGAUCAUUAUUUGCAAGUAGAACUACCCUAGUUUCUGAAUUAAGUUUUCCCUUAUAGAUUCAAGGCUACUAAAUCAAAUUGUAUGAUGUGUGAUUCAGAGGUAUAGUCAAAUUCCAAAUUGUUACUGUAUCAUAAUCAUUCAUAUUGUAUUGUGUGGAAGCCUAAAGUGUACACUUCUUGCGUAUUACAUGUGAUUUGUGUUUUUAAAUUGGAAAUAUUGAGAAAAAAAUAAACAUUUACUGUAUGCAUUCUUUUCUGUCAGCGUCUGUGUAAGAUGUAGGAACUCAUUUACAAGUGUAGAGGGACAGACUAUGUG
Hemibagrus wyckioides is the source of this 4342-nucleotide messenger RNA. RefSeq names its product methyl-CpG binding domain protein 1b (gene mbd1b). Lineage: Eukaryota; Metazoa; Chordata; Actinopteri; Siluriformes; Bagridae. Gene Ontology annotation, molecular function: DNA binding; zinc ion binding. The record is from RefSeq and is a predicted model, not a curated record. The transcript has 5 exons. The coding region runs from base 677 to 3310 and encodes 877 amino acids.